Molecule: messenger RNA, 3742 nt
Organism: Diabrotica virgifera virgifera (western corn rootworm)
Lineage: Eukaryota; Metazoa; Arthropoda; Insecta; Coleoptera; Chrysomelidae
Exons: 13
Molecular function (GO): oxidoreductase activity, acting on paired donors, with incorporation or reduction of molecular oxygen; monooxygenase activity; heme binding
Source: RefSeq, a predicted model, not a curated record
UUGUCGCGUAUGUCAUUAUUGGUCUGAUGUAAUAAACGUCUUUAAUUUUACUAUUUGGGUUAUCUCGUUAAAACUUACCUAGCUUCGCAUAUCUUUACAGUUUCGUAUAUACUUAAGGUGCAGUAAAUAUAAUAAAGAUAAACGGCGCGGCACGCGGCGGUUUUUUGAAAAUUAUCAGAAAUUAUAGGACCCGACUUUCCCCUAUAUCAUUAUAAGCAAUAAUAUUUAAUUCGUUCUAAAUUUAUUUACUAAUCGAAUAGUAGUCGAAAAUCAUAGUAAAAUAUAAUUGCACAUUUUUUAAUACCAGAUAAUUGUGCUGUAUAUAAACGAAGUCUUUAUCUCUAGUUUCUGAUAGUGCUGCACUACUCGAGGUAGGCGACAGUUAAAUAAAAAGUAACUCCCUAUAUUUAUAUUUUUAUUAAUUUAGUAGAUACUUCAAGUAGCGGCGUAGUAUAGAGUAUUUCUUCUGUGUUUAUAAAAUCUAAUAUUAUACAUAUAGAUUUGAUUUAGGAUAAGUUAAAACCAAUAUGUUGCAAUUAAUAUUAGCAGCUGUUGUGAUCGGAGCUUUGUUUUACUACUUCGUAAUUAAGGCUGGAAGCUUUUGGACGGAAAGAGGUGUAAAACAGACCAAGCAAUCAUGGAUACCUGGAGAUAACUGGAACGUGAUUCUUCUAAGGCAGGCUUUCACAGAUAUGGUUGUCGAUAUAUACAACUCAGCACCUGAAGCAAGGUAUAUUGGUAUAUAUCAGUUUAAUUUCCCAACAUUACUGAUAAGAGAUGUAAAGCUAGUCAAACAAUUAGGAGUAAAGGAUUUUGAUCACUUUUCGGAUCAUCGCCCUAUCCUCCCGGAGAAAUGUGAUCCCCUAUGGAGUAGAAAUUUGUUCGCUCUUACGGGACAAAGAUGGAAGGACAUGCGUCCAGUUCUUAGCCCAUCGUUCACAAGCAGCAAAAUGAAAAUUAUGUUUUCGCUGAUGUCCCAAUGUGGCGACAAUUUGGUCAAAUUCUUUAUGGAAAAUGACAAGAAUACUAUAGAAAUUGAAAUGAAAGACAUAUUUACUCGUUUCACUAAUGACGUCAUCGCCACCACAGCUUUUGGAGUAGAGGUCGAUUCUUUGAGGAAACCAGAAAACGAAUUCUAUCUUAUGGGAAAGGAAACAACCGAUUUAUCUGGUUUCUGGAAAAGUAUGAAGUUUUUUGGAUAUUCGAUUAUGCCAAAAGUAUUUGAGUUAUUCAAACUGAAAAUAUUUGAUAACCACGUUCGAAAGUUUUUUACUGAAUUAGUUUGUGACACGAUAAAAGUCAGAGAAGAGAAAGGAAUUCUUCGUCCUGAUUUGAUUCAUCUACUCAUGGAGGCAAGAAAAGGAAUCCACCAAAACGAAGAAAAGGUUAUGGAUGCUGGAUUUGCUGUAGUACAAGAAUCGAAUUUGGCAAAAGCAGUUCCGACUAACAUGACCGACUUGGAUAUUACCGCUCAAGCACUGAUUUUCUUCUUUGCUGGCUUUGAUACGGUUUCGACAGCUAUGUGCUUUAUGGCCUAUGAGUUAGCUUGUAAUCCUGACAUACAAGAAAAAGCACGGGUAGAGAUACGUAAAACCCUUGAAGAGUCUGGUGGAAAACUAACAUAUGACGCUGUGUUGAAAAUGAAGUAUCUGGAUAUGGUAUUAUCAGAAACAUUGAGGAAAUGGCCAUCAGCUGCAUCUAUCGAUAGAAUGUGCACCAAACCAUACGUACUCGAACCAGAAAGACCCGAUGAAAAGCCCAUCCACUUUGACAAAGGCAUGGUGGUCUGGUUCCCUAUUUACGCCAUCCAUCGUGAUCCUAAAUACUGGCCAGAUCCAGAACGGUUUGACCCUGAAAGAUUCAGCGACGAAAAUAAAGGAAAGAUUAAUACUUACGCUUACCUUCCAUUCGGAACAGGCCCUAGGAAUUGCAUCGGUUCCAGAUUUGCUUUAUUAGAAAUCAAAAUACUGAUUUCCCAUUUGUUAUCCAAUUUUGAGAUUGUACCUGGACCCAAGACGGAUAUUCCUUUAAAAAUUUCGAAGAAACAAUUCAGUUUGACUGCAGAAAAUGGCUUUUGGGUCAACUUAAAGAAGCUGAAGAACUAGACUUUUGUCAAAACCAAUAUGUUGCAAUUAAUAUUAGCAGCUGUUGUGAUAGGAGCUUUAUUUUACUACUUCGUAAUUAAGGCUGGAAGCUUUUGGACGGAAAGAGGUGUAAACCAGACCAAGCAAUCAUGGAUACCUGGAGAUAACUGGGGCGUGAUUCUUCAAAGGCAGACUUUCACAGAUAUGGUCGUUGAGGCAUACAACGCAGCACCUGAAGCAAGUAGGUAUAUUGGAAUAUAUCAGUUUACUUCCCCGACACUUCUGAUAAGAGACGUGAACCUAAUUAAACAAAUCGGAGUAAAAGAUUUUGAUCACUUCAUGGACCACCGUCCUUUCCUCCCGGAGAAAGCUGAUCCCUUAUGGAGUAAAAAUUUGUUCGCACUUACAGGGCAAAGAUGGAAGGAUAUGCGACCAAUUCUGAGCCCAUCGUUCACAGGCAGCAAAAUGAAAUCGAUGUUUUUGCUGAUGUCCCAAUGUGGCGAAAAUUUGGCCAAAUUCUUUAUGGAAAAAGACAAGAAUACGAUAGAAAUUGAAAUGAAAGACGCAUUUACUCGUUUCACCAAUGACGUCAUCGCCACCACAGCUUUUGGAUUAGAGGUUGAUUCUUUGAGGAAACCAGAAAACGAAUUCUAUCUUAUGGGAAAAGAGGCAACCGAUUUCUCUGGUUUCUGGAAAGGUAUGAAGUUCCUUGGAUAUUCGAUUAUGCCAAAAAUAUUUGAGGUAUUAAAAGUGAAAAUAUUUGAUAACCACGUUCGAAAGUUUUUUACUGAAUUAAUUGGUGAAACAAUAAGAGUCAGAGAAGAGAAAGGAAUUCUUCGUCCUGAUUUGAUUCAUCUACUCAUGGAGGCAAGAAAAGGAAACCACCAAAAAGAAGAAAAGGUUAUUGAUGCUGGAUUUGCUGUAGUACAAGAAGCGAAUUUGGAAAAAGCAGUUCCGACUCAAAUGACCGACUUGGAUAUUACAGCUCAAGCACUGAUUUUCUUCUUUGCUGGCUUUGACACAGUUUCGUCAAUUAUGUGCUUUAUGUCCUAUGAGUUAGCUUUAAAUCCUGACAUACAAACGAAAGUACGGGAAGAAAUACGUAAAACCCUUGAAGAGUCUGGUGGAAAAGUAACUUACGAAGCUGUGCUCAAAAUGAAGUAUCUGGAUAUGGUAUUAUCAGAAUCAUUGAGAAAAUGGCCAUCAACAGGAGCUGUUGAUAGAAUGUGCACCAAACCAUACAUACUCCAACCAGAAAGACCCGAUGAGAAGCCCAUCCACUUCGACAAAGGCAUGGUCGUCUGGUUCCCUAUUUUUGCCAUCCAUCGUGAUCCCAAAUACUGGCCAGACCCAGAACGGUUUGAUCCUGAAAGAUUCAGCGAUGAAAACAAAAGAAACAUCAAUCCAUCUGCUUAUCUUCUAUUUGGAGUCGGCCCCAGAAACUGCAUCGGUUCCAGAUUUGCUUUAUUAGAAAUCAAAAUACUGAUUUGUCAUAUAUUAGCCAAUUUUGAGAUUGUCCCUGGACCAAAGACGGAAAUUCCUAUAAAAAUUUCAAAAAAACAAUUCAGUAUGAAUGCAGAAAAUGGUUUUUGGGUCAACUUAAAGAAGCUGAAGAAUUAGACUUUUGUAAAUAGGAAAAUACAUUAAAAUAUGUUUGA